AUGGUUGGCCACAUGUCAGGAAAGGACGUGGAUGUGUCCCGAUCCCGGAGGGACCCAUCGAUCGCGCACCGAGGUCAAUUCAACUCGAAUUCGGUGCCAAGGAACGCAAGAGCCCUGGCAGAAGCGAGCCGGGCCACUGGAACCGGUAGAGCGGUUGGUUGCUCUGCAAGUGUCCCGCCGCCCUCGGCUUCCCUUCCCGGGCCGGGACCCCGAGGAGCGUCCCCGCCGCCCGAGAGUGCGACUCUCAGCACUUUCUGCUGCCGCCACGGGGCGUGGCUCGGUGUGACGGCGCGGCGCGGCGCGGAGCGCAGCUUCCUGCGUGGGAGGGAGGUGGCGGGGAAGUUGUUCCUGUCCCAGAUUCCCGCCACAUUUUUAAGUUUCAAUUCCAGCGGCAGGUGCUCCUUCUUCUUCUUCCCGAUGCCUUUGCCUGACAUCGAGCCCGCUUUCGGGGAGCCCAGCGCGCCACGCAGGGCCCCUGCGCGCGGCCAGGGAGCGCCGCGGACGGCUUCCAAGGCCAGAGCCGCGGCCCCGAAGGGCUCAGCUAAGAAGCGCGCCCCGACAGCGUCCGGGAAGUCCCCGGCCAACCCCGAAGCUGCCGAGGCAGGAGCAGCCGCCGGGGCGUCGAGGACCCUGCGGAGGGGCCGCGGCUCGCGCCCCGAGAAGGAUGGGCCCCCGGGAAGCUCGCGGGGCGCCCGCGCCCCGAAGGCUCCCGCGUGCGCUGGGGAUGCCCAGACCGACGGGCAGGCCGGGCCCGCCGAAGCCCAGGAGCCGCCAGAGGCCAGGCCGCGGGCUCGCCGCUCGGUGCGGGAGCCGAGAGCCCCCGCGCGCCCCGCCGACGGCCCGGGGCCCGACCCCCGCCCCCGCGGCUGGAAGGCGCGCGCUGUGCUGGACCUGCUGCGGCUGAGAAGCCGGCAGGUAUGGGAGGCGGCUGACGCCGUGAAUCGGGUGGUGCAGCGCGUGCUGCGGGGGCUGCGGGGCCGCGAGUCGCCCUUCAAGGGGGUCGAGCUGCUCAACGCCGGGAGCUACUACGAGCGCGUGAAGGUUUCUGUUCCUAAUGAAUUUGAUGUUAUGUUCAAACUGGAGGUCCCCAGAAUUGAACUUGUAAAAUAUGAGAAGAGUGCUGCUUUUUGCUUUGUGAAGUUCAAGAGAAAUCCCAAAGGAAAUCCCUUGAAGGACUUUUUAGAAGAUGACUAUUUAUCAGCUUCUAUGAUGCUAUCCAAAUUUCGGGAAAUCAUUAAGGAAGAAAUUUUAAAUAUCGAUGACGUCACUAUGGAAGAGGAGAAAAUCGGGAGCCCUGCUGUAACACUUCUUAUUUCAAAACCUCAAACUAUAUCUGUGGAUAUAAUCCUGGCACUGGAAUUAAAAAGCAGCUGGCCUGAAAGCACCCAGGAAGGUCUACCGAUUCAUCAGUGGCUGGGGCGAAAAGUUCGGACAGACCUCAGAAAAAAACCGUAUUACCUGGUAGCUAAGCCUGCAAAAGAGGGAGAUCAUUAUCAAGAAAAAACAUGGCGGCUGUCCUUCUCUCACAUUGAAAAGAAAAUAUUGAGCAAUCAUGGGGAGUCUAAGACCUGCUGUGAAAAGGAACGAGAGAAAUGUUGCAGGAAAGAUUGUUUAAAAUUAAUGAAAUACCUCUUAGAACAAUUGAAAAGGAAUUACGAAGGCCAUGAGGAAAUGGAGAAGUUCUGUUCUUACCACAUGAAAACGGCCUUCUUCCACAUGUGCUCAGAGUUCCCUUACGACCAACAGUGGAAAGUCAGCAACUUAGAACUCUGUUUUGAGAACUUUGUGAAGUACUUUCUUCAGUGCCUCAAGACAAAUCAGCUUCCCCAUUAUUUUAUUCCUGACUUCAAUCUUUUCUCUGAAGAGCUCAUCAACAAAGAAAGUAGUGACUUUCUUCAGAAGAUGAUUGAACAUGAAAUAAACAAUGGAUUUCCGAUUUUUAAAUUGAAAAUUUGA
Molecule: messenger RNA, 1956 nt
Organism: Sorex araneus (European shrew)
Lineage: Eukaryota; Metazoa; Chordata; Mammalia; Eulipotyphla; Soricidae
Gene: CGAS
Product: cyclic GMP-AMP synthase
Exons: 6
Coding region: 1-1956 (651 amino acids)
Biological process (GO): positive regulation of defense response to virus by host; negative regulation of double-strand break repair via homologous recombination; cellular response to exogenous dsRNA
Cellular component (GO): site of double-strand break; nucleus; cytosol
Molecular function (GO): double-stranded DNA binding; chromatin binding; 2',3'-cyclic GMP-AMP synthase activity
Source: RefSeq, a predicted model, not a curated record